AAACUGACGCCUGUAUUUGUCAGCAAAUUUUCCUAAUUGCCUUUAUCGUCAAUACAAUCGCCUUAUUGAUUUUAUAUGAUAUGUCAUACUCGCGCAGGCAGGCGGCAGACCUUUCAUGCUCUGUUUUGUCCUAAACCUGACAGAUAAGUACGGUAGAGCUGCGACAAUUGCUUCAAGCUGUCUCCGCUCCAAAUCAUUUGCCUGCAACCAGGCGCAGGGAAGCCAUCGUUAAGGACGUAAAACAUGGCGUCGGUUGGAACAUGGCAUCGGCACGUCUACAACAACCCUCCAAAGCAACCAACACCGCACUUUGUGGCUGACAUUCUCGGACUUCAAUCGGGCCAUCCACCGACCUACAUGACAACCGCUCGUUCUCAACAAGACCAACCGCUUGCUAAACGCCGCCUGUAUAUAAAAGAGAAGGAAGCAAAAUUGAAACAAAAUAACCAGGAGGAUUCGAGCUGCCAUAUCGCUAAGAAGGAGACCCCGGCUCAAUCAAAAUUAGAUAUAAAAGCAGAAACCUCUUCAGCCCAUUCCAGGGGCAUAAAAAGAUUGAAAGGAAAGUCUGGCAAGGAGAAAGUCAAGAAGAAAAAAGCUAGAACCACAUUCACUGGCCGGCAAAUUUUCGAGCUAGAAAAGCAAUUCAAAGAGAAGAAAUACUUGAGUGCCUCUGAGCGAAGUGACAUGGCCGCGCUGCUUAAUGUGACAGAAACUCAAGUCAAAAUUUGGUUUCAAAACAGACGAACGAAAUGGAAGAAGCAGGAGAAAAUAUGCGAGGUAACACCCGAGAAUGACAAGGAUUCCCAAAGCGAACAUUCGGAUAACAAAGAUAGUGUAUCCUCGGAUACUGGACUUGAUAACGACGACAAAAGCUCUGAUUUGGAACUGGAAGAAAGCGGCUAGCUAGCACCCAGGUGAAGAUUAUCUCCCGCUAGCCAUUGAACUGUAAAAUAUCUGUUAUUUAUUUCAUUCACACAGUCUUCCACUCGUAAAAACUACUGUAAGCUGUCAGUAAUCUUUGUCCAAGAGCUUCCAAAGUGAAACUGUUAGGAUUGUUUUAAUUGUUCACUUUCAUGAACAACGUGUAUUAAUACAAUUAUCUUUUCAAUGGUUUGGUGCUUACACGAAUUAAGAGACCGAUUAACGAUAUUCUAAAUGGUGGAAAGUCUCUGAAUUGGCCAUCUUAAAAAUGUUCGUCUACGAGGGUAUAGUUGAACAUAAUGGAUGCAAAUUGUUGCGCUUUCUCGAAUUAUUUUCUUAAGCCAGUCGGAGAGCGGUAAUUGAGCUUAUUCAGGAAGCAAUUGGCGAGCAAAUGUACUAGCGUCUUCAUAAAACUUUAUGAAGAGCGUUCUCGUUUGUUUGAUAACAAGAUAUAUUUCAUUCAAAUGAACAAGGCAGUUGGAAUAUUGAACUCACGAUUCCACAGAGACCAUUUUUAAUUGCUCGCCAAAACCGUGAUACAAGCAAUUUUAUUACGCAGCAGUUGGCAAUUAACAAAGUAUUCGGUUGAGUCUAAAUAGUGGGGACAUCUUUACCACCUAUUGUGUUUUGAAAAUCGAUUUGCAGAACUGUUUUACGCCAAGACAGUUAAAUAGAAUGAUUGCUAGACACCUGAAGCAUCCUUAGGUUGUACAGUUGAGUUGUUUUGUUUUGUUGAACCUCUUUAUUAAAUUUGUGACUAUAAAUUAUAGAUGAUUGCACUGACAAUCACCGACCUCCUGCCAUGUCACAAACGAACGCCACGCAAGGUAUGGCCUUUUCAUUGUUACACACGGCUAUUGGUAACAUAGUGUCUUAAUUAACAAGCGUUCAACUGAAAGGUAUUUUAUCAAAAUAUCCGUACUUAAUCCGGUUUUCUGAAUGUGUUUUUCUUGCGGAGUUUAGGAUGAAUAUUGCUUUUGCAUUAAAGAACUGAGUCAAUUUAUCGAAAUACUUAAUUCAUGUAGUGGAAGUUGCUUUCACUUUGGUAUUAAAUUGAGUUGAGAUGAAAAUUGCGUGUUGCCUCAUUCACGGCUGGUUGCCCGACUGAUAAAGAUGAUCAAGCGAUAUCACAAAUUGCACCCAAUCUAAAUUAGAACUUAGUGUGCGCUAUCCAUAAACAGUAGAUAUAGUUAAUUGGAAACAAAUGGCUCCCGUUGAAAAAUAACUAAAUCUGGCGAAGCUGUAAGGUUUGCCUCCUCUAAUUGUUGGUAACUAUCUUUUCAUUUGGGUUUAUCUAAGGUCCCAGCUUCUACAAGAACCCCACAUAACGAUUAACAAAGGGUAUUUCAGAAAGAGCGCGUUUGAUAAUUAAUUAAAAGCACGUUCCCUUUGCAAUCCGUGAAACAAUUUGCGUGCACAGCAGACGAAGCCGCUAGAGUCUGUGAUUUCAACUCGGUUAUUUUUCCGAUAAUUUAUUUGACAUCUUCCUCUAAAUUGUUCGCCGAUGUGGCACAAUUAAGAACGUUUUACUAAUGCCUUGGCUUGCUUGUUUACCACAAAAUCCGCGGAAACCACACGUCUUUUGUGGAGGAAACAUUAAGCUACUGAAGUUCCGCCAAACGGGAAGUUUGUUCAUAUUCUACGCAUUUAAUAAACAUUUUCCAAAUGAAGCGCAUUAUGAGAUUGUACGGUUUUACGAGUCACAACUCAGCCUGUUUGCUUAGAUUGCCACUGAAUUUUACUCCAAAUGUUUCUUUAUUUCGACGAAGCAAAUGUAAAAAAAAGAUCCAUAGCUUAUGAGUAAGAGCUAACUGCACUUUAAACGUCAUUGAGCGCUAGGUUUCUUUGAAAUGAAUAAUUAAGGGAGCAUUUUAAUGGAGUGCACACGAGAGUUGGAUAUCAUUUCCUUUUGUAUAUAGAACAGUGACUGACAACAUGGCAGGUCAUUAGACACUUUAAAACGUUGAAAGAUAAAACUUGAAAAACUCUGUGAAGGAUCAGAUGGUCGAUGGAAUCGUUUGAAAGUUUCAGGCAAAAACAGGACCUCGGCUCUACGAAUUAUCAUUUUUUGGCUUUGUUUAUAUGUAUAUAUAUAUUUUUUCAUCCUGUUUCACUGAAGCUCGAAGGAACAUCGGCAGGAGCAACCUUUGCGAAAAAUGGAAAAUUGAAAGAGGUGGUAUAUCAAACGAAAUGUUAUUUAGUUUUUCCUCAACUGAAAGAGCCCUCGAGUCAUUAUUUGGUAGUGUGUUUGAGCAUAUGCACUUGGGCACGUUAACAGUUAAUGGAGUGUCUAAACAACUCUCACUGUUCAUUGACAGAAAAGGCAAACACCUUUUAGUAACCAUGUCAAACAGAAGUCAAGAUAUUGCUUCAUCUGGUUGGUUUGUGGUGUUGGGUCGCUUCUCAGUAAACGUCGGAGAGAUGGACCGUCGUGGUACCAUGAUUAGAUCGUUUUUGGUUGGUGAACUGAAAGAGUCGCGAUACGUGUCUGUGUUGAACGGUUAAACAAAAUUUGAAAUGGCCAUGAAAAUUUCACUUUAUUUCUAGCCGAAUCUCUUUCGUUGAAAGCAUUUUAUCUGAUAGUCUUUACUGACUGCAGACUAUUAAGGCGAAAAUUUGAUUUGUUUGCCAAGGCAUCUGAAUGCAAAUUGGUUUAGAGGAGAAAAAGUCCCAGCAUUUUAAUUGGAAAUCCCUUUGAUUUCUUCAAUCUCGACUUCUCUAGCCUGCCCUAGCUUACAACUCUUCUUGCCAUUAAACGCUCUCUCUUAAUUUUCGAAGUCGUGGAUGCCAUGUGGAAUCGAUUAAUAAAAUAUAUAAUCUUUCGUCUCCAGUAGGGCUAUUGUAUUAAGCCAUUUAGCGGCUUCUUUGAGUUGGCUUAACUCCAAACAAAGCGUUGAUCGCAAAGAUAAACAAGGGUGCGAAACACAACACGCGUUGUCGACCGGACGUGCUGCGAAAAUCACUUUAUGUUUAUCGUCAGGCGAGUAACUUAUUAAUAAACCGCCUCCGGGGAAAAAACGACUGUAGAAUGCUCACCAACUCAAACACUUGAGCUCAACCGUGAGAACAAUCGUGCCUUUUAUCCUAGAUUAAACGUGGCCAGAGAGAUCACGGCGAAGAUAGCAGUAAUUAAAAUUGUGACAAUCAGAUUAACGACCAAUGAAAAGCCAUAACAAAUAAUCUUUUUCGUUUAUUGACUCAGUCGGUUUUGCCGAUAAAGGCGUAAUUGACUAGGAAAGGAUCGAUUUCUUCUUAAUCGCUACAGUGCAAUUAACUAGUUGCACUUUACCAACUCGUUUAGUUUAGUUAGUGGGAAAGUUAUGGAGUGAACUGACUUGAAUAGUUCUUAGCCAUUUUCUGGAUAAAACGCGCGAUUUGUUGUUUUGGAGCUACUUCCUUAAAUAAAAUAGGUUUGCUUCCAGACAAUUAGCAAUUCAGUAAUUAAAGGCAUGCAUUCCGCGCACGACAUUUGCGAUCGACAGCCACCCAUUUAACAUUACGAGUUGAUCUCGAAAAGAUCGGCUUAGGAGUUGAUUGAUUUAUCUAUCAACCUGAUGUGAAAAGACUUUCGGAAAUGGCCUGGGAGAAGCUUUCAAGACUUCAACUCGUGUCAUCACUAUCAGUGUUCAAGAGAACUUUGUUGAUUAUUUCCCAAAAGUGCCUGAUUGGAGCUUCAGCCUUCAUGAUAGUACUUCUGAUAAUUUUUUUGUUAUAUUUUUUUGGACGUCUCGGUCUUGUUCUUGAUGCUCAGCUUCCAACCCCGGCUUCCAAGGUUGACCGCAAAUCAUGCCAUUUCUACCCGGUUUAGAACGCGCUGAGUAUUUUAAGGGGGCCUCUCGAAGCAUAGAUAUAUAUAUUUUUGUAUAUAUUUGGCUCAACUUAAUUUAAUUUAAUUUAAUUUAAUUUAAUUUAAUUUAUGUUUUUGCUAGAAAACGGCAGCGAAGCCUCUUUCUGUUACCAAUGCACUCAUUUUGACCGCGCCAUAGAUGUAGAGUGGAAUCCCGAUUUCUCGAACCCUCGACUUUUCGAACAUCCCGGUAACUCGAGCCAAAAGUUGUUUCCCUCCCAUCAGCCGAACACUGAAUUUUAACCUCGAUUUUUCGAACUACCCGGUUUUUCAAACCAAUUUUCUCUUCCCUUGGAGGUUCGAAAAAUUCUUUUCAUAGAGGAAAUCAUAAUAUUCUCGAACUAAAUAUUGGCGGUCGUAUUUUCAAACGACAUUUCCUACUUUUAACGUCGCAUUUAAGAUUAGCUCUUCCUUGUUUUUUCUAGUUCUUUUACGGUCAGGGUCUGUUGUUUAAAAAUGAAUGUUUAAAAAAAGGCCCCUGUGCUCAGUAUGAAGUUAGCGGACUGCCCGUCCUGACCUGGAUAUCACUACAGCAAUGAACCCAUUCACCCGGAACUCAUCAUUCCAUCUGAAUUUCUCUCCGAAUUUACCGCUCAGUGAUACACAACAUAAUAAUAUCUGGUAAUAUCUUGGAAGAACAAUAACUGGCCACAGCGGAACACAAUCGAAUGUCAGUGACACUCUUAGCAGCUGGUUUGAUCGCUAGAUGUCCCCAAUCAUAGAAAUGAGGAAUAGGCUGUGCAUAUCCAGCACCCUUGC
Orbicella faveolata is the source of this 5527-nucleotide messenger RNA. RefSeq lists its product as uncharacterized. NCBI's taxonomy places the organism in Eukaryota, Metazoa, Cnidaria, Anthozoa, Scleractinia, Merulinidae. Gene Ontology annotation, molecular function: DNA-binding transcription factor activity, RNA polymerase II-specific; RNA polymerase II cis-regulatory region sequence-specific DNA binding. The record is from RefSeq and is a predicted model, not a curated record. Gene Ontology annotation, biological process: regulation of transcription by RNA polymerase II; cell differentiation. Gene Ontology annotation, cellular component: nucleus.